GAGUCUCAGGACUGGGGUACAGAUGGGGGUAAAGCUUUUUCCCAUUCUGGCGAUUCAAGGAAGGUCAGCACCGGCGGGCGGGGCGCGCUCCCGUACCAGUCCUCACUGCCCACCCCAAAGCCACCUGAAACCCCGCCUGCCACUCGGCCCCAGCGCAGCCAAUCGACAUCCAUACUGCCUGGGAUGGGGCGGAGCUCAUGCAAAUCGAGUCGCCUCCGAGAGGCACAUAGUGAUACCAGAGCUGGGAGGCGGCUCCGGCGCGGACCUUGGAGAGCCCAGCAGCUUGCCCGCGAGCCAACCUCGUUCCCGCUGCCCGCCCGCGGAGGCUCGAAGCCGUCCCGACCGGCAAGCGGCCUCAGGCCUUGCCAUGGGGAAGACCAACAGCAAGCUGGCCCCCGAGGUGCUGGAGGACCUGGUACAAAACACUGAGUUCAGCGAGCAGGAACUGAAGCAGUGGUACAAGGGCUUCCUGAAGGACUGUCCCAGCGGCAUCCUCAACCUGGAGGAGUUCCAGCAGCUCUACAUCAAGUUCUUCCCCUACGGCGACGCCUCCAAGUUUGCCCAGCACGCUUUCCGAACCUUCGACAAGAAUGGGGACGGCACCAUCGACUUCCGGGAGUUCAUCUGCGCGCUGUCGGUCACCUCUCGUGGCAGCUUCGAGCAGAAGCUCAAUUGGGCCUUUGAGAUGUAUGACCUGGACGGCGACGGGCGCAUCACGCGCCUCGAGAUGCUGGAGAUCAUCGAGGCUAUCUACAAGAUGGUGGGCACUGUGAUCAUGAUGCGUAUGAACCAGGAUGGGCUCACCCCCCAGCAACGUGUGGACAAGAUCUUCAAGAAGAUGGACCAGGAUAAGGAUGACCAGAUUACGCUGGAAGAGUUCAAGGAGGCGGCCAAGAGUGAUCCCUCCAUUGUGUUGCUGCUGCAGUGUGACAUGCAGAAGUAGGAGCUGGUGAGGGGCAGGGCCCCUGGCCAGGAGGGACAUGGCCACCUCCCAACCAGAUGACCUCUCUGCUGGCCCUUCCCCGGGGGGAGGGACACUCUAGCCUCACUCUCUAGCCCACCCACUUCACUGCCCAAGCCCCUCCUUCAGUCCAGCUCCCCGAGGGACCACCUCACCCACAGAGACAGGUCCUCGGGUAUCCUGUCAGGUAGCCCCACUUCCAGCCUUGGCCUAGACCAACAUCCUUUGGCCAUAGUGGAGUUGGCUUUUGCCCUGAAAGGCAGGGUUAAGGAGGGGGGCUUAAAAUUCUGCUUUGAAAUCCUGUUAUUCCUGGGAUUAUACUUUAUGGAAUGGGGUCCCUCAGGCCCCAAAGGGCCAAAUCGGGUCUGUCCUUUCCUAAGGACUCAGAUCCCUUAAAGGUGGUCCUUGCCCUGCCCCCUUGACUCUACCUGGCCUCUCUGGCCCACAGCCUUUGGAGCGUUCAUUCAGUCCUUUCUUCAGCUAAUGUUUAUUGAGCACUUAUUUAAUGCCAGGCACCUUCAGGUGCUAGGAAUAUGGUAGUUUACAAGACAUAUUUUGUGCCCCCUGGAAGCUCAUAAAAGGGCAACUUCUGGUGGUCAGGGUCUUGGAGAAGGAUGUUGAGCCCAGCUGCGAAGAAAAGGGAGGAAAGUUGGCUGGUUCAAGAGGAGCUAUUGCAUCUUCCAGCUAGCUCCACCCAAAUGAAAAGAACUUGGAGGUUUAGGAGCCAUGUGAGUGGAAGUUUUAAGAAAAAUGAGAAUCUAUAUGAUACUUAUUUUUUUAGUACCCUUUAUAAGAGCUAAAACCAUUUUAUUAGGUUAAAAUAUUAAAUAUACUCUAUAUUACUUGGUUUCUUAUAAAAUGAUUAAAUGAAUAUAGAAAAUGCUAAUUUUUUCAGGGGAAAACCGAGGUACAGGGGAGGAAAUACCACCAGACUUAACAAAUAACCCUUUGUGGGGGGCGGGGCGCGGCGCAGGCUGAGUCCUGAGCGGUCACCAUCAGCGGCUUGUGCUGCUUCCUCUGCUUCCUUUUAAUUACCUUUGUCAUUCCAACAAGUGACUCUUCAUCGCACACUUUAGGUGCUGUCUUCAGAGACAGAAACAACAAGGUU
Molecule: messenger RNA, 2069 nt
Organism: Fukomys damarensis (Damara mole-rat)
Lineage: Eukaryota; Metazoa; Chordata; Mammalia; Rodentia; Bathyergidae
Gene: Hpcal4
Product: hippocalcin like 4
Exons: 4
Coding region: 23-943 (306 amino acids)
Molecular function (GO): calcium ion binding
Source: RefSeq, a predicted model, not a curated record